AUGUCUGGCGGCGUCGAUUCUUCCGUCGUGGCUAAACUGCUCUCUGAAAAGGAUUACGACCUUUCUGCCGUGUAUAUGCGCAACUGGGAUACUCGUGACGAGUCGGGCACUGAUGGUGGUUGCGAAUGGAAGAAGGAUUGGACAUAUGUGCAGAAAGUUUGCAAGAUCUUGGACAUCCGAUGCGAGAUGAUCGACCUUUCCCGUCAAUACUGGAACGAUGUCUUCGAGCCUGCACUGCAAAUGUGGGAGAACGGUGAAACCCCAAACCCGGACGUUUGGUGCAAUAAGGAAGUCAAAUUCGGCGCCUUGCUGGAUCGUAUGGCCAGCCGGAACAGUUGGAUUGCCACAGGCCACUAUGCCGAUAAAUCCUGGUCGCCUACACCUCGCCUUCUAUCUUAUAUGAUCUCCGGUAAGAUGGCAACAGCCCGUCCCCAGCUAUUGCGAGCGAAAGAUAGGACGAAGGAUCAAACAUACUACCUGUCCGCUAUUCCUGAGCCCAGCCUCGCUCGUGCCAUAUUCCCACUAGCGCCAUAUACCAAAAUGGAGGUGCGCGCACUGGCAAAGAAAUGGGGCUUGCCUACUGCCGAAAGGGAGGAGAGCAUGGGUAUUUGCUUUAUUGGAGAGAAGAGAAGAUUCGAAAACUUCGUCUCACAAUAUAUCCCGCCAAAGCCAGGCCCAAUGAUUGAACUUAUAUCGGGAAAGACUGUUGGAACUCAUCAAGGGCUGUGGUCAUACACUAUUGGUCAAGGCGCGCGCUUAAAGGGCAUGCACCAGAAGAUGUUCGUGGCGAAGAAGGAUAUUCAUCAAAACGCAGUUUACAUCGUCCCUGGCCCAGACCAUCCAGCACUCUACUGCAAAGGAAUUGUGGCUAAGGAUUGGCGAUGGAUCUGGCAAAAUGAUCCACCUCCAGGGAUAGACACAGAACAUGGCUUCCAUGGCCGCAUUCAAAUCAGGCACUGUAUGUUGGAUGUCCCGUGCAUUGUACGAAGGGAGAAGGAUGAAAGCACGAUGCACAUCACGUUUGAAGUCCCAGAAAAGGGUGUGGCUUCUGGGCAAGUUGCGGCGGUUUGGAAUAGAGACUGGUGUCUUGGCUGCGGAAUCAUCUCUCAGACGUUCUGA
This is a messenger RNA of Laetiporus sulphureus 93-53, 1119 nucleotides long. RefSeq names its product tRNA 5-methylaminomethyl-2-thiouridylate-methyltransferase. The transcript is spliced from 7 exons. Gene Ontology annotation, cellular component: mitochondrion. Gene Ontology annotation, molecular function: sulfurtransferase activity. Gene Ontology annotation, biological process: tRNA wobble position uridine thiolation. The record is from RefSeq and is a predicted model, not a curated record. Lineage: Eukaryota; Fungi; Basidiomycota; Agaricomycetes; Polyporales; Laetiporaceae. Bases 1 to 1119 code for a protein of 372 amino acids.